Messenger RNA from Agrilus planipennis (emerald ash borer), 1665 nucleotides. It is a transcript of the gene Gdh, whose product is annotated as glutamate dehydrogenase, mitochondrial. The coding region runs from base 1 to 1665 and encodes 554 amino acids. Gene Ontology annotation, biological process: L-glutamate catabolic process. The record is from RefSeq and is a predicted model, not a curated record. Gene Ontology annotation, molecular function: L-glutamate dehydrogenase (NAD+) activity. Gene Ontology annotation, cellular component: mitochondrion. NCBI's taxonomy places the organism in Eukaryota, Metazoa, Arthropoda, Insecta, Coleoptera, Buprestidae. The transcript has 8 exons.
AUGUUCCAUCUGAAGUUGAUACCACGGAAUGUGCUGCUAGCAAAGAGCAAGGCCGACCUAACCACGACGCUUGCCAAAAUUUCACCGGCCGCGAUCCAGACAAGAAAUUAUGCUGACCAUAGAAUUCCAGACAAACUUAAAGACAUGCCCGAAAACCCAAAUCCUCGUUUCUUCGACAUGGUAGAAUACUUCUUUCACAGGGCGUGCAUGAUCGUCGAAGACAAGCUCGUAGAAGACCUAGCCCAACAAAAGGGCUCCAGGCUAAGUCUCGAACAACGCAAAGCGAAGGUGAAAGGUAUUCUUACGGUCAUGGAAGAAUGCAAUCACGUUAUCGAAAUCGUCUUCCCCAUCAAACGGGACAACGGCGAGUACGAGAUCAUCAAGGGAUUCAGGGCGCAGCACAGCACCCAUCGGACGCCUUGUAAAGGGGGUAUUCGUUAUUCCAUGGACGUAAACAGGGAUGAAGUAAAAGCCUUAUCAGCUUUGAUGACCUUUAAAUGUGCGUGUGUGGAUGUACCAUUUGGCGGUGGUAAAGCAGGUGUAAGAAUAGAUCCGAAACAAUAUUCAGAACGAGAAUUAGAAAAAAUUACCAGAAGAUUCACCCUCGAAUUAGCAAAGAAAGGUUUCAUUGGUCCAGGGAUCGAUGUGCCUGCUCCCGACAUGGGCACAGGUGAACGUGAAAUGUCCUGGGUGGCAGACACUUAUGCGAAAACAAUAGGGUACAACGACAUAAAUUCGCACGCGUGUAUCACCGGGAAACCCAUCAAUCAGGGUGGCAUACACGGUAGAGUAUCAGCAACAGGUCGAGGGAUCUUCCACGGGAUAGACAACUUCAUGAACGACACCAGUUUCAUGGACGUCAUCGGUUUAUCCCCUGGAAUCAAGGGGAAAACAUUCAUAGUACAAGGUUUUGGUAAUGUCGGCUUGCACACCACCAGGUACCUCGUGAGAGCCGGAGCUACAUGUAUUGGGGUGAUAGAACGAGACGGGUCACUUUACAACCCUAACGGCAUUGAUCCAAAGGACCUUGAGGAUUAUUUACUGAAACACAGGACAGUACAGGGAUUCCCUGGGGCGCAAAAGUACGAGGGUGGUUUCGAUUUGAUGUAUGAAAACUGUGAUAUCUUAGUUCCCGCUGCUACAGAAAAGGUCAUAACGAUGACAAAUGCGGAUAAAAUAAAGGCUAAAGUAAUAGCCGAGGGUGCUAACGGGCCUACAACCCCAGCCGCCGACAAAAUCUUAAUCGACAAAAAGGUCCUGGUGAUCCCCGAUCUGUAUUGCAACGCUGGUGGUGUGACAGUAUCAUUUUUCGAGUGGUUGAAAAAUCUUAAUCACGUAUCAUACGGAAGACUGACAUUCAAAUACGAACGCGACUCCAAUUAUCAUUUGCUAAAAUCAGUACAAGAAUCGUUAGAGAGGAGACUUGGUCAAACCGGAGGACCUAUACCAAUAACUCCAUCCGAUUCAUUCCAAAAACGGAUUUCUGGUGCUUCAGAAAAAGAUAUUGUACAUUCUGGUUUGGAAUACACCAUGGAACGAUCGUCGAAGGCAAUCAUCAAAACUGCUAAUAAGUUCAACCUGGGCCUGGACUUGAGGACAGCAGCCUACAUUAAUUCUAUAGAAAAAAUAUUCACCACAUAUUCCGAAGCUGGACUUACAUUCUAA